AAAUAGUGAAAGUUCCUCCUGCUAUAAAUAGAUGGUCAAGAGUCCACCCUUACGCAGACAUCCACACUCACAUUCCCAGACCCUCAUAUACCCUACAAGAAAUCUGUGACAUUUCCACUAUCAGCCAAGCCACUCCCAGCCUCACACAGCCUGCAGCACAGCUCACAGGCACUCACACACACACAUUCUCACGGUCAGUCAGCCUGAGUUCAUCCUCCAUGGCAUCCCGUGCAGCCGCACUACUGGCCAUCAGCCUGCUGAUCCUGUGGACCUCCCAUGCUCAGAGUGGUGCCAACGAUGCAGAAGACUGCUGCCUGUCUGUGAGCAAACGCCCUAUCCCUGCGCACAGGGUGCGAUCCUUUCGAUACGCCCUCCUCCAGCAUGGCUGCCCGGUGCCGGCCAUCGUGUUCACCACACUGAGAGGUUACCAUCUCUGCGCACCGCCAGAGCCGCUCUGGGUGCAGCGCCUCAUCUGGAAACUGGAGAGGAACGCUGCCAAGAGCAUGCUAAGUUAGCCCAUGGCCGCCCCCAAGAGAGCCCUGUGUCCGAGUGAAGGAUGUGAAUCGCUGCCGCCCUGGAGAGCUGAGACCUAGGAGAGAGAACCAGACCGUCAGCUCCUGUACAACAAGACCUGAGCAGGGCCUAGAGUGUCAAUGUGAGUGUGAGUGUGUGUGUGAAUGUGAGCAAGAGGGUGAGUGAGAGUGUACACGUAGCAAGAGCACAGCUUCUCCAUGCCCAGACUGCAAUAUUUCCAAUAAAGCCCACUGGCACCCA
This is a messenger RNA of Phyllostomus discolor (pale spear-nosed bat), 774 nucleotides long. RefSeq names its product C-C motif chemokine ligand 19 (gene CCL19). The record is from RefSeq and is a predicted model, not a curated record. Gene Ontology annotation, biological process: G protein-coupled receptor signaling pathway; monocyte chemotaxis; chemokine-mediated signaling pathway. Gene Ontology annotation, cellular component: extracellular region. The coding region runs from base 219 to 515 and encodes 98 amino acids. The transcript has 4 exons. Gene Ontology annotation, molecular function: chemokine activity; CCR chemokine receptor binding. NCBI's taxonomy places the organism in Eukaryota, Metazoa, Chordata, Mammalia, Chiroptera, Phyllostomidae.